UUCAAGAUUGUUAUGUGUAUUUUUCUGUUUACAUUAUAAUCCUACAGAUUGGUCAACAAAUCUACCUCAAACUGCGCGAGAAGGAGCUGAAAUUGGAACAGGAACGUCAUGAGUUGGAACUGAGCUCUCCCUCACCGGAACAGUAGAACAGAACUCGAGAUCGGAUUUUAUUUAUUAAGGUAUAUUCAAGAAAAAUGUCUCGCCUGGUGCACAUUCUGAGGGCCGGUAAACUCGACUAUAAGAAGUCACUUAGUUUGCAAAGUACCAUUUCCUCAAUAGUUAUAAAUAACUCAACCGGACCGUUCCAAAACGUAUUGAUUCUCACGGAACAUGACCCAGUUUACACCAUAGGCAUUCGAACGAAAGAUUACGGACCGGAGGAAGAACAACGACUGACAGCCCUCGGAGCGCAGUUUGUUCGUACUAAUCGUGGAGGUCUAAUCACAUUUCAUGGACCAGGCCAGCUAGUAGCUUAUCCGUUGCUCAAUUUAAAAAACUUUCAACCUAGUAUUCGCUGGUACGUUUGUCACAUUGAAAAAACUAUAAUUGAACUCUGCCGGCAGUACGGAAUAAAAGCACAGACAACGGAAGAUACUGGUGUAUGGGUAAAAGAAAGAAAGAUAUGCGCCAUAGGGAUCCACGCAAGCAGGUAUGUGACAACGCACGGGCUGGCCUUGAACUGUAACAACGAUCUGCGCUGGUUCGAGCACAUUGUCCCGUGUGGGAUUCCCGGUAAGGGAGUAACAUCCAUGAGCGUCGAAACGGGUGACGAAUCGAGUGUGGACAGUGUUACACCUAAGUUUCUGGAAAGCUUUCGUCUAACAAUGGAAUGUGAUCUGGUCGAGAUGCCGGAAUCGGAGAGGGAUGGUUUCGUUCGAGGUAUAGGUUAGGCAAUUCUUUUUAAGUUUUUGUUGAUAAGUACAUUGGUUUUCACAGCCCAGAAGCCAAAAAUAAGCUAUAUAUGUUUUAAUAAAGAUAUUCAGGCGCUUUCAUAAUUAAAA
Malaya genurostris is the source of this 1001-nucleotide messenger RNA. RefSeq names its product putative lipoyltransferase 2, mitochondrial (gene Lipt2). Gene Ontology annotation, biological process: protein lipoylation. Lineage: Eukaryota; Metazoa; Arthropoda; Insecta; Diptera; Culicidae. The transcript has a single exon. The coding region runs from base 195 to 890 and encodes 231 amino acids. The record is from RefSeq and is a predicted model, not a curated record. Gene Ontology annotation, molecular function: lipoyl(octanoyl) transferase activity. Gene Ontology annotation, cellular component: mitochondrion.